This is a messenger RNA of Ilyonectria robusta, 999 nucleotides long. RefSeq lists its product as uncharacterized. NCBI's taxonomy places the organism in Eukaryota, Fungi, Ascomycota, Sordariomycetes, Hypocreales, Nectriaceae. The coding region runs from base 1 to 999 and encodes 332 amino acids. The record is from RefSeq and is a predicted model, not a curated record. The transcript is spliced from 3 exons.
AUGGAUGGAUGGAUGGACGGAUGGGCGAGCGAGCGCAAAGUGACGGGACGUGGAUUCAGCUCCGGAGGGGCGUGUCUCUAUGCAGUACAGCUCCAAGAGACAACAAGAAUAGCAAAGGGGAGAGCAACACGAGGGUUAAACGGGAACAGCGACGAGGCCCUGACUGAAGACGACGAAGCAGACGUAACCCACCAGAAAUGUUGCCGCAAACGAGCCUGUGUAGUGUGCGUGCGUGCGCACCAUCGACCGGAUGUGGACGACAACAAGGAUCUGGACGGUCUCAGUCGCCGUCGCCCAUCUCGCGCGCUCAUCCUUUUCCCUGUCCAAUUUGACUGGGGCACGCGGGAGCAACAAGCCUCAUCCCUAUCCCCAUCCCCAUCCAUCAUCCAUCUCCUCAGUCCCUGCGCUGCUGCUGCGUGGCUGGCCCAGAUCGGGAACGGGGCGUGUGGGAGGUUGGAUGCCCAGGACGCCCCAAGACGCCCUACGGCCUACGGCACGCAAAUCACUCCCACGCCUCGUUUCUUUUUUCUCGUCGUCCCUUGGGUCUGGAUCUGGUCUGGGUCCAACUGGAUCACCUCAGUGGCCGAUGCCUUUGAGUCUGCGUCUGCGUCGGUGUCUGUGGCGGUGGUGCCAGAGCCGCAUGUAUCCCAGCCACCAGCUCAGUGGGCUUGCUUGGGCUUGCUGGAUGAGGCUGUCCGCCUGUCUGUCUACCCCGUGGCGCGAACCGGCUGGACUAUGUUUCUCCUCUCCCCUGGAGGCGGCGUGCAACCGUGCAACGGGGGGCGGCGGCGUCAGAAGGCGCCCGCGAGUUGGACGACAAGAACUGCAAUGGUGGUGGUGGUAGCGAUGAUGAUGAUGGAGGUGUCUGAAGCGCAAGCGCAAGCGGGAGCUGAGUGUGUGUUGCGUGCCCCCCUAAAACGACUCAAAGUCAUAUUCGUCCAUACGCACGCCAGGACCUGGGGAAAACGCCAUGGGCAUAAGCUUGCCAAUUAUGACUAG